Molecule: messenger RNA, 3267 nt
Organism: Didymodactylos carnosus
Lineage: Eukaryota; Metazoa; Rotifera; Eurotatoria; Philodinida; Philodinidae
Source: the annotation of a GenBank genome assembly
AUGGGUUGCGGAAGUACACGUCAACCUGAUAUUGCGGUAGAAAACUGGAGACAAAAACGUGAACAAAAGAGGCAAAAAAAUACAAGUAAUACAACAAAAUCAUUUGAUAAUGAAGAUGAUUCAAUUAAAAAACCGAUAGAGAAGAAACAAUCCAAUGAUUAUAUAACAAAGUUAUCAGCAACAACAAAUAAUAAUGAUAACAACAGUAACAAUACAAAGAUACAACCAUUAAACAAUGAUUACAAACAGAAAAAUACGACCGCCUCUUCGCCAUUGAAUAAUAAAAACUAUAUAGAAAAACAAAAUGACAAUACAACUAACUCGGUGAAUAAACUCUCGGUGAUAUCACAACAUCCAAAUGCUGUUUCAUUAAACCAACGUCCUUCUCCAGCAAAAAGUCCAUCACCACAUCCAAAGGGACCUGCUAGAAUACGUGAAAUAUUCAUAGAAAAACCAAUAAAUGUACGUGGUUUUGGAUUUAAACUUGAUGGAGGAAAUAAUCGUCCCGUUUUUGUUUCAUCACUUGAAGAUAAUAGUCCAGCGGAUAAAUGUGGUUUAAAUGUUGAUGAUGAAGUGUUAUACAUGAACGAUGAAAAUAUUGAACAAAUGACAUUUGAACAAGUUCGAAAACUAUUAAAAGAUCGAAUAUCGAAAGGCACGAUUAAAUUAGUUGUUCGAACUUACGAAGAAAUAUUCGAUGAAAAUUCUCCAAAUAUAGCACCAACUCAAUAUCACAGUCGUACUCCGAGUCCUCAGAAGUUAUUAUCAACAACAACAACUCCUUCAUCGAAUAUGAAAACUAAUAUUAAUUCUACCCAACAUUCGUUAAACGAAUUGUCAAACUCGAAUAAUAAAUCUAUUUCUACUAAUAGAGAACAAUCUCCAUCUUCAAAAUUGAUCAAUAAUUUAAAUAUUCCAAUGACGACUAAUAACAUUAAAUCGCUGUCGUCCGAUUAUUCUUCACCAGUGUUAAAUUUGUCUACAUCAUCAUUAACAAUACUUCAGCAGUCAUCUCCUGUUUAUACAUUCUUACCCUAUACACCGUUACCAACGGCUGAUAUUCCAACACAAUCGACAAUCACAACAACAACAACAACUCCAAAUCGAACAUCAUCAUUAAAUAUAUUUGCACCAAAACCGUUUCGAUCACCAAACAGUGUUGAUAAUACAGGCACGGAUGGAACGCCACAUUCAUCGGUUCAAGCCUUUCGAAAAAUGACUGCUGAAAAACAUUUAUUAUCAACAAAUCAAGAAAAAUUGUUACAAACUAAUGAUCUAACUCAUAAAUCUACUUCAUUGCCAUCAUCAUCUCUAUUUAAUAAUCAAUUUAAAUCAAAUAAAAUCUUCGACGAGAGUGUCUAUGACAAAGAAUUACAAGAUUUGGAAGCCGAGUUUGAAAAUGAAUUAAAAGGCGCUAAUUAUCAUUCAAAGGAUGUUGAUAAACAUAUUCCAACAAAGGAUACCACAUCUCCUAUCGUCGAUGACGUGUCGAGGUACUCUACUCAAACAGUGCGAACUAUGUCAAGUACACCAUUGUCUCAUUCCACUAUAUCAUCAUUUUCGACAUCCGCAUCCCCACUUAAUAAAACAACACAACCAGUAUUAUCGACCAUACAACAAAUUGUUAGUCAAAUACCUCUAUCAUCUUCAACAUCAGCUCCAAAUUCAACUGAUUUAUUAGCUAGUUCAAAUAAACCAUCCGUAGCAACGGUCGACUUUUCAUUUAAUGGCGAACAACUAAAUCGACAACAAAAUGAACAGGUACCAUCAAUAAAACCACAACAACAAAUUGAAAGUGAUCGUUCUGAUUAUGUUCGUUCGCCAAUAUCACAAGUACGAUCAUAUGUUGAAAAACAGAUGGAUCAAUUACAAGAAGAUUUAAAAACGGGAUUUAAAAUUAAAAAAAAUAUUUAUGAAAAUUCAACAAUAGCAAACACAGCAACAAAUGGAAUAAAACACGAUCCAUGGUAUGAUCGACCAUUAAAUAUUCCAGUCGAUAUGUUAUCGAAUUCUCAAAAAUAUUCAUCUCCUUCUCAAUAUCAACAUCCUACAUCCUCAUUAUCAAUUCUUCAUUAUCAAUCUGAUGAUGAACCUCCAUCAUUGCAUUCAUCGUUGAAAAAACCAUUAUCACCCUCAUUUGAUAUCCCUCCGAAUGAUUUAUUAUUGAAUUCUAAACAGACAUACGGUUUACACAUAAAUCCUAAUGAACGUGUUAUUCAUUAUUUAAAUCCCUAUUCAUCAACUUCUUCUUUGCACAAACAAUCAUUACCAUUAACAACCAGACCAAUAUCGAGUUAUAUAAAACGAUCUGUACAGGAUUUAUCAUCAAAUAAUCAUCAUCAUCACCAUCAUCAUCAUCAACAACAACGAUCAGAGACAGCUGACGCAUAUUUACAAGAUAAAAAUAUAAAUGAACUAAGAUUUGCCAUGUUAUCGCCUCAACAACAACCUCACUUUCAUAAUCGUCAACAACAUCGUCUACAAACAGAUAAACAGUUUUUAACCACGAAUCAACCACAGAAAAGAGUAACAAUUAAUGUUGGUGAUACAACAACCAAUGACAUUAAACGAACAAAUAGCAAAACAUUAUUAACACAACUAAAUAAAGUACCAAGAAAAACAAAUUUUGAUGAUCAAUCAUGGAUAAUUAGCGAUGAUGAACAUAAAAUAAAAUAUACAACAGAGCAACGUCCACAAACCACGAACGAAUUUCAUUCUGUACAUAACAGUGGACAAGAAAUGUUUAUAUCAACGUUGUCAGCAGCAAAUAGUGAAGGACAUGUACCAUUUAGUUUAGAUAGAAGACGUUCUACAUUAGCAUCACAACAUUAUCCUCAUCACCAACAGCAACUCUAUCGUCAAGAUUUGAAUAAUAAUAACAGAUUAUUAACAGAAUCUUACUCAUAUGAUUAUCUUACUGGUAAAAAUGAUUAUCAAUCAUCGAUGAAACAAAAACAGCGAUUAAAUGAUAUAUCUCCAACAAAAAGUCGUGUAUUAUCGGUUAGUGGUAAAUUAAGAUGUUCAAAAUGCAACGAUGAACUUGGACAAGGUUCAGCUAUGGUCAUUGAAAGUCUUGGACUCUAUUAUCAUAUUGAAUGUUUUCGUUGUUGUGUAUGUAAUACACAAUUAUCAACGGGUGCUGAAGGAACCGAUGUUCGAGUCAGAAAUCAACGUUUACAUUGUCAAAAUUGUUUUUCGGAUGAUAAUGCAGCAUUAGUUCAAUAUACAGAGUAUCGUCUCCAUCGGGUUCGACAUUCUAUUUUAUAA